This is a messenger RNA of Ostreobium quekettii, 1305 nucleotides long. The record is from the annotation of a GenBank genome assembly. Lineage: Eukaryota; Viridiplantae; Chlorophyta; Ulvophyceae; Bryopsidales; Ostreobiaceae.
AUGACCUGGAAACAUGUUGACAAUUGCUGUUUUGGAAUAAGAAGGCGGCUGUUGUUCUGCAGGGCCCGUCAAUCCCAUGCCAUGAGAGCUGUGAGCGAUGGCCUGACGGAUGCUCCAGCCCCCGUGCCUGAGUCCAUCCAGCUCCGGAGUGAGUGCGACACUGUGUAUGACAGAAAUGGCGACAUUGUCGAAGUCAUGUGCUGCGAUUAUGGCUUCCGCUCUGGUACCAGGCGAAUGUACCAGGAAGGCUUCGGGGAGAUCCCGCUGAGCGCGUGGGAGCUGGGUAUCGAGAACUUCAGGGCUGAGUUAAAGGCGCUGAGGCGGUCAGUGAGGUUCGACGAAUACAGACGGAUAUCGCAACAGAAUCCAGCUCAGUCUCCGCUUGGAAAGCUGGGCUACUGGAUUGGAGGCUACGUUGUCGGCGGGCUGGCGAAGCUCGACAAGGCCCUCGAGGACCGCGAAAUCUUCGAAGAAAUCGGUCCUGAGUUGAUCGAGGCAAUUGAGGACAGCGAAGACGAGGAAAACCAGGCGUGCGCGGAGAUCCUGGCGAAGAUCAGGCUGCUUAAGCUUGACAACGCCGCCAUAUGGCAACGGGAGAGGAAGCGCGAGAAGGCGGGGGGCGGCAUAGACACCUCGCUGCCCGUCAAGGGCGCCUACCUCCUGCUGUGCACCGCCCUGGACGUGCUGUACAACAACCGCCCCGUGCAGCGGUUCUGGUUCCUGGAGGUCAUCGCGCGUAUGCCGUACUUCAGCUACAUCAGCAUGCUGCACCUGUACGAGUCGCUAGGCUGGUGGCGGGCUGGGGCUGAGCUCCGCAAGGUGCACUUCGCCGAGGAGUGGAACGAGCUUCACCACCUCCAAAUCAUGGAGUCGCUGGGGGGCGACAGAAAUUGGAUCGACAGGUUCCUGGCCCAGCACACCGCCAUCAUCUACUACUGGGUGCUGCUCCUCUUCUACCUCUUCUCGCCUGAGAACGCCUACAACUUCUCGGAGCUCAUUGAGGCGCACGCCGUGGACACCUACGGCGAGUUCGUGGACUCCAACGCCGACAUGCUCAAGGCGCUGCCCGCCCCCAGUGUUGCCGCUCAGUACUACGUCGGGAACGACAUCUACAUGUUCGAUGCUUUCCAGACCAACAAGGCGGUGCAGCCUCGGCGGCCCCAGUGCUCCACGCUGUACGACGUCUUCUGCAACAUACGGGACGACGAAAUGGAGCACGUGAACACCAUGAGGGCCUGCCAGGACACGUCAAUCGCCUCGGACCUGGAGCAGAGGCGGCAGCCGAGGACGCCCGAAGAUGACUGA